Messenger RNA from Ornithodoros turicata, 2226 nucleotides. RefSeq lists its product as uncharacterized. The transcript has 7 exons. Bases 1 to 2226 code for a protein of 741 amino acids. The record is from RefSeq and is a predicted model, not a curated record. Lineage: Eukaryota; Metazoa; Arthropoda; Arachnida; Ixodida; Argasidae.
AUGCCCCGAAGAUUCUGUAGCGGUUCCAGCGCCAUCGCUAUCCUACGCCAGCUGCUCACUGCUGAAGUCCUCGGCGACAGGAGACGCUCCCAACUCCUCCGUAGCAUGCAGCAACUCUUCGGCGAUCGUGCUUCAGCUGUGGACGAAUCGAUUUUGCGCGAGCUGUUCUUGCAGCGACUUCAGAACACCGUGCGCAUGAUCCUUACGACGUCCUCCACUGUGUCCCUGGAAGCCUUGGCGGAGAUGGCGGACAAGAUCAUGGAUAUUGCUCCACCACCCAUUUCUGUAGUCUCCUCAUCCUCCACCCCCGUUACCCCCACCUUGGCUGACUUUCAAGCUCUCCGUGAUGAGGUAGCGCCAUUCACUACCAUGAUCUCCACCUCGCUUCACCUUAGCCAUCGUCGCCGAAGCCCCAGGCCCCGCAGCCCUCGCCGCGCAGGUUGUGGCCGCAGCCCCUUCCGCCCACACUCUGCUGCCUCCACAGAGUGUUGGCCCCACCAAGACUUCGGCGACAACGCCCGCCUCUCAUUUGCCGACGACAUUCGACGCUGCGCACCUAAUAACACCCUGCAAGCCGUCAACGCAACACCUAUCACCACGUUCGGCGAGAAACUCGUGACCCUGAAUGUCGGGCUACGACGUGUUUUCCCCUGGGUCUUCAUCCUCGCCAAGGUCCCCCACGCCAUUCUGGGAGCUGACUUCUUAGCCCAUUUCGGCCUACUUGUUGACAUGAGCCGCCGCCGUUUGCACGACGUCGUGCAUCACGUCGUGACCACCGGGCCGCCUGUGCAUGUUCACCCUCGCCGCUUGGCCCCGGAGAAGCUGAAAGUGACCAGAGCAGAGUUCGAACACAUGCUCGACCUCGGCAUGGUCCAACCAUCCUCCAGUAACUGGUCUUCAGCUCUCCACAUGGUCCCCAAGAAGACCGGGGAUUGGCGGCCUUGUGGAGACUACAGACCCCUGAACCGUGUCACGGUGCCGGAUCGGUACCCCAUUCCUCACGUGCAAGAUUUGAUCGCUCAUCUUCACGGCGCCAGACUUUUCUUGAAGGUCGACCUGGUACGUGCGUACCAUCAGAUCCCGGUCGAGGAUGUCGGCAAAAGUGCAAUCACCACGCCGUUCGGAUUGUUUGAGUUUCUGCGGAUGACGUUUUGCCUGCGAAACGCGGCACAAACCUUCCAGCGGUCCAUCGACUCAGUCAUCAGAGGCCUCCCGUUUGUGUUUGCAUACAUCGACGAUCUACUCAUCGCAAGUUCUACGCCGCAGGAGCAUGUCGAACAUCUCCGUGCACUUUUCACCCUGCUCAGCGACUUUGGCAUUGUAAUCAAUGCCGCUAAGUCCGAAUUCGGCGUAGAGCGGUUCGAAUUCCUUGGCCACCUUAUCACGAGCACCAGUAUCACCCCACUACGAGCCAAGGUUCAAGCCAUUAGAGACUUUCCCCAGCCGCCUUCGGCACGCAAGCUCCGGGAAUUUCUCGGCCUUGUCAACUUUUAUCGUCGCCAAGAGUCGCUCGGGCAACUCGACUGGCCGCAAUCCGCCAUCGACGCAUUUGACAAGAUUAAGCUCGCCUUGGCGAACGCUACUCUUCUGGCGCAUCCGGUACCCGACACGCCCACUGUCCUCAUGGUAGAUGCGUCCGCCUCGGUCGUCGGCACUGUCUUGCAGCAGCAAGUUCCCAACCAACAGCAGCCCCUAUCUUUCUUUUCGCGCAAGCUCAAGGACAGGGCUAUACACGUUUUCACGCGUCUCGUCCGCGACAACCGUUUCUCCCUCGAAGGGUUGGCCAGUCACCAGGCUUCAGACGAAGAAUUGGCCAUGCUCCGCGCUGAUCCCAAUUCGGCGCCCCGUUUUGAGGACCUGUUGCUCCCAGGAGCCACGUCGACUAUCCUGGUGAACGGCACGACCCUUCGCCUUCCUGGCGAGUUCUUCGCGCCUGCGUCCGACAACACCGUUCCCGACGGCACAGACUAUGUUUCUCGGCUGCGAGCCGUUUUCGCCGACGUGCGUCCGACGCCCCCGCGUCGCACCUCUGGCGCUAAGGUCUACGUUCAUCGGGACCUGCUCACACCCUACCCCGUCAUCAGCCUUACACCGAAGCACUUCACGCUGCGCAUCAACGGGAAGGACGAUCAAGUUUCUAUUGACCAGCUCAAGCCGGCUUAUACGGAAGCGUUCCCGCAGUUAGGCUACACCAUUUCUCAGCCCCAAGAGCCUGCAAGUCCCUGA